Messenger RNA from Haemonchus placei, 315 nucleotides. Lineage: Eukaryota; Metazoa; Nematoda; Chromadorea; Rhabditida; Trichostrongylidae. The record is from the annotation of a GenBank genome assembly.
CUGAAUUGUAUUGUUUCCAGCGCUGCCGGAGAUCCAGAUAUAACGAUUCUGACUGAUGCUCUAGUGACACACGAUGGACAUGUUUUCUGGCAGCCACCUGCAAUUUACAAGUCCUUCUGCCCGGCAAGUAUUGACGUCACAUGGUUUCCAUACGAUUCACAAAAGUGUGAAAUGAAAUUCGGUACGUGGACAUAUACUGGUCGAUACGUAGACCUGAAGCAACUCCCAAAAGAAGAUGUUAUAACAGUUGAAGUAGAAGGUAACGAUGUAGAGUAUAUGCAAAGAGGAAUGGACUUGAGCUUCUUUUACAGGUAA